AUGAAGACAUUAGGUGUCGUGCUUUUGGUCACAGCCUGCUUAGCUUUGGCUUCAGCUGAUCAGAGUUCGGGCAGCAAGAACAGUAAAGAUAAUGCCUUUAGCAAGAUUCUCCCCCGUUUGUUGUGGAAUCUCCAUAGAGGCGACAAAGACGACCGCCGCAGUCAACAACCCAUCAUCAUAGUCCAGCAACCUAAUUCCAACUCCGACUACGAGUCGGACAGGCGCCAUCACCACCACCACAACCCCUACUAUCCCUACUACCCUCCACCUCCACCACCACCUCCAACUUCCAGGCCAAAUCCCUAUGCUGAAUACCUCAGCGGGCUACCUGGAGGAUCCGGUGCCACCUUCCUCGUCAUCAACCCCAGCAAUGCCCAGAAUAUUUACGCGCCCGCCUCCAGCGGCAACAGUUCCAACUCGACGAGCUCUAGGAGGAGCGCCUUUGUGCCCACCAUCGCCGAUCUCCUCCAAGGUUUGAAUCUGGACGAUCUCUCCGAUGGCAACCUGUUUGAGGAUGACUCCGAGGUGGUUGAAUCUGCCGACGAGGGAAUCUUGGACUCUUUGGCAACACCCGGAGUGGCAUCGGCUGCUCAGGCAGAUGACGAUCGGGAUGACCAGGAUGUGAUCACCGAGGACGAUGUGGAAGCUCUUGACCGCCAGACACGCCGUGGACUGAAUCCCAAGCAUCUAGGUGUCGCUUCUCACGCAGGACAAGCGCCGUCGGAGAAUUCAAGAGGUGCUAGCGGGCAUCUACUUGAGGAACUACAAUCUUAA
This is a messenger RNA of Drosophila bipectinata, 774 nucleotides long. RefSeq lists its product as uncharacterized. Lineage: Eukaryota; Metazoa; Arthropoda; Insecta; Diptera; Drosophilidae. The record is from RefSeq and is a predicted model, not a curated record.